ACGGAGAAGUAGGCCAUGAUAAUUCACGUGCAUCGUGCGUGCCUAGCGCUUGUUCGGCCACUUCUGGAUGUAGCGUUCCGCCUCCACAAGCCCGGAGGGAAGUACCUUCCCCUUUGGCGCCACUUCCCGUUUCCUCUUCAGCCAGUUUCCUCCCCUUCCACCGCACCCUAACCCCUAAUGCAUGGCCACUCUCUCGUCGUCCACCACCAAAACUCGAACUCUAACCUCCUCCUCCGUCUUCCUCGACUCCUACCGAUCCUCCUCCAACCUCUCCGCUCCCACCGCCCCUUCCCUCGCCUUCGAUCUCCUCUCCCGUGGCUCCCCUCUUCCUCCGAUCCCUCCUGACUUCCCCCACUCUAAGCUCAUCCCCAGUACCCGCUUCAUCGUCGACGGAUUCCGCUCCGCCGGCGAUUUCUCCGUCUCCUACUUCCUCUCCCACUUCCACUCCGACCACUACGCCGGCCUGAGCCCUAGCUGGUCCAAAGGCCUCAUCAUUUGCUCCGAGACCACCGCCCGUCUCGUUGUGGAGAUCCUCAAUGUCCUCCCUUUCUUCGUAGUCUCCCUUUCUCUUGGCGAGACUGCGGAGAUUGAUGGAUGGGAUGUCACAGCGGUCGAUGCGAACCACUGCCCAGGUGCUGUCCAGUUCCUUUUCAAGGCCCACGGAUCAGAGGGACACCGGCCAGAGAGGUAUGUCCACACUGGCGAUUUCCGUUUCUGUGAUUCGAUGAAAUUGGAUCCCACUUUAUGUGAAUUUAUUGGUGCCGAUGCUGUUUUCUUGGAUACAACAUACUGCAAUCCGAAAUAUACGUUUCCUUCUCAGGAGGAAUCAGUGGAGUAUGUGGUGAGCACUAUCAAAAGAAUUAGAGAUCAAAAUAAAGGACCACGGGAGACUAUCCUGUUCCUCAUUGCUACUUAUGUUGUGGGAAAAGAGAAGAUUUUGCUCGAGAUAUCACGCCGGUGUGACUGCUUAUUACAUGUAGAUAGUAGGAAGAUGGGGAUUUUGUCUGUAUUAGGGUUUGGCGACUCUGGGGUUUUUACCGAGGAUAUUUCUGCUAGUAACAUUCAUGUGAUUGGUUGGAACCUACUGGGGGAAACUUGGCCAUACUUCCGACCCAAUUUUGUGAAGAUGAAGGAGCUUAUGACAGAGAGAGGGUAUUCAAAGGCGGUUGGCUUUGUUUCGACUGGGUGGAUGUAUGAAACAAAGAAAGAUGGUUUUGCAGUGAGAAUAAAGGAAUCACUUGAGAUUCAUCUCGUUCCGUACAGUGAACAUUCAAACUAUCAUGAAUUAAGGGAGUAUGUUAGGUUCUUAAGGCCAAAGCGUGUUAUUCCCACUGUGGGCAUGGAUGUUGAGAAACUAGAUGGUAAACAUGCUAUUGCUUUGCAGAAGCAUUUUGCAGGUUUGGUUGAUGAAACAGCAAACAAGCAUGAGUUUCUCAUGGCUUUCCAUCAGAAGCUGGGGGAUGCUGAUACUAUGGCUGGAAAUGAUGUGGUAACUAAUACAAGCAAGCAAGACAGUGCAGAAGGAAAGGAGAAUUCAUAUCUGGAGCCAUUGCAGUCUGGGGAGAGAUCUCACCUCCAAGAUCCAAAUAUGUCAAAUGAUGAAGACAUGGCUGAAGUCAUCAACGAGCUUAAAGAUUGCUUGCCAUCUUGGGUGACUCAGAAUCAGAUUUUAGGUUUGCUGAAAAGCUCAGAUGGAGAUAUUGUUGGAGCAGCUUCACAUUUUUUUGAGCAUGAAACUGAGUUCUAUGAGCAAGCAAAGGUUGUUACUGCUUCAGUACCCAGAAAUCAAAACAGUUGCACUGAAAUUGAAUCUUUUCCUGCUCAGAAAUCUAUUCAAGGGCAUUCCACAUGUGAUUUAAAGGAUUAUUUGGAUAAUGCUAAAACACCAACCAGGCAGAAACCUACAUCAUUGAGUUCUAAUUUGCCCAAGAAAAGGGGUGCAGGUACUGGAAAUAAGCCAAGCAAGAAAGGAAAGUCUAGCUCAGGCUUAGAAUCCAGUGGAUGCAAGCAGACUACAAUCACAAAAUUUUUUGGAAGACUUGAAGCUCAUGCUUCUUAUGGUGAUGGACCUUGUACAGUUACUGCUGAUUAUCAUUUGGAAAAUGGGAAUCAAACACUUACUGAUGCUGAUGAAACAUACAAAAACGAGUUGGAUCUGUUUCUUCAAAUAAUAGAUGGUGGUAUGCAGAGAGACUCUGCUGCCUUAUUACUCGAGAAGACAAAAGGAAACAUUGAUGUAGCAGUCGAUAUGUAUUUCAGUGGUUCUAAGCUUGUAUCUGGUACCAAGGAAAGUUUAUUUUCUUGCAGUGCACAUGUUGACAAGGAUGAGAGCCUUGCUAGUGGUUGUACUUCAAAGGCCAACAUUUCUUUUGAGGCAACAAUAAACUUGCCUACUUUGUUUGUCCAAGGUUCUUCGGCAGAGGACACAACUGUAACUAAUGUAUCAUUACCAAUUGAAAAGUAUUCUCCUGUUGAGUAUGCUUGCUGGAAGGCUGGACAGCCUGCUCCCUACUUGCACCUGGCACGUACAUUUGAUUUGGUGGAACGAGAAAAGGGCAAAAUAAAAACCACUGUGAUGCUUUGCAACAUGUUCAGAAGCUUGCUUUCUUUGUCUCCUGAUGAUGUGCUACCUGCUGUGUACCUAUGCACAAACAGAAUUGCUCCUGACCAUGAAAACAUGGAACUGAACAUUGGUGGCAGUCUGGUCAUAACUGCACUGGAAGAGGCUUGUGGGACAAGCAGGUCUAGAAUUAAAGAAAUGUACAAAACUUCUGGUGAUUUUGGUGAUGUUGCACAAGAGUGCCGGCAGACUCAAUCGUUGCUUGCUCCUCCUUGCCCUCUUUCUAUUCAUAAUUUAUUUUAUGUGCUUCGGAAGAUAAGUGUUACAACCGGAGCUGGAAGUGCUGUUCAAAGAAAAAAUCUUGUCGUAAAUCUUAUGCGUUCUUGUAGAGAAAUGGAAAUAAAGUUUCUAGUUAGAACUUUGGUUCGUAAUUUGCGUAUUGGAGCUAUGAUGAAAACCAUUUUACCAGCACUAGCACAAGCUGUGGUGUUGAACAGCUACACUCCAAUGCAAGACAUAGGGUCCGUGGGGAGCCAAAAAUUGCAGCUUCAGGGCAUAUCUGCAGCUGUUACGGAGGCCUACAAUAUACUUCCAAAUUUGGAUUUGCUUAUUCCUUCACUUUUGAGCAAGGGCAUUGAUUUUUCAGCAUCCACUUUAACAAUGGUGCCAGGCACACCAAUUCAUCCUAUGCUUGCCAGAAUUACCAAUGGUGUUUCACAAGUGCUGAAAUUAUUUCAGGGUCGAUCUUUCACCUGUGAAUACAAAUAUGAUGGUCAACGUGCCCAAAUUCACAAACUAGCAGAUGGAUCUAUACGAGUAUUUUCACGACAAAUGAAAGAAUCAACAUCUAGAUUCCCUGAUUUGAUACAUAUAAUUAAAGAAAUGUAUAAGCCUGAAAUCUCAACUUUCAUACUGGAUGCUGAGGUUGUAGCAGUUGAUAGGAAGAAUGGUUGCAAGCUUAUGUCUUUCCAAGAGCUGUCAUCACGGGAGAGAGGAAGUAAAGAUUCCUCAAUCACAAUGAACAGCAUUAAGGUUGAUAUUUGCAUCUUCAUCUUUGAUAUCAUGUUUUCUAAUGGGGAGCGGCUGUUGGAGUAUCCACUUCGUCAAAGGAGGAAGUGUAUAAAAGAUUUGUUUCACAAUGAAAAGAUGGGCUACCUGGAAUUUGCAAGAGAAAUAACGGUGGAAGCAGAAGAAGCAUUUCUGAGUAAUCAAAACACUCUGACUAAGAUAAACUCAUUUUUUGAAGAUGCAUGUACCUCCUCAUGUGAAGGAAUAAUGGUGAAAACUUUGGAUGUUGAUGCUGGAUAUUUUGCAUCGAAACGUAGUGAGGCCUGGCUAAAAGUGAAACGUGACUAUGUAGAAGGACUAGGUGAUUGUCUUGAUUUAGUACCUAUUGGUGCUUGGCAUGGGAAUGGAAGAAAAGCAGGAUGGUACAGUCCUUGUCUAAUGGCAUGCUACAAUCCUGAUGCUGAAGAAUUUCAAAGUGUGUGUCGUGUGAUGUCAGGUUUCUCAGAUUCUUUCUAUAAAGAGAUGAAGGAAUAUUUCUCUGGUGAAAAGAUUUUGUCCAAGAAGCCACCUUACUAUCAGACAGAUGACUCACCUGAUCUAUGGUUCCCUCCUGAGCUUGUCUGGGAAAUACGGGGCGCAGACCUUACAAUCUCUCCAGUGCACCAUGCUGCUGUUGGCUUAGUUCAUCCAUCUCGAGGUAUCUCGGUGAGACUACCGAGGUAUGUGCGUCCUGUAUUGGACCGAAAGCCAGAAAAUUGCAGCACGUCAGCUGAUAUUGCCUGCAUGUUUAAGUCUCAGACUAGAAGGAUGGAGGUGAGCAAGGAAGACUGAGGUGCUUCCCUUUUUAUGCGGGGGGCUUUUGUGCAGUAGGCUAGCAGCAAUGAUCUGGGAAAACCAUCCAUACGUAAUCAUUUUGCCUGGAUCAUCCUUAGGCUAUGCUUGCACAUGGUGAAUUGGAUUAAAGCAGGAUGCUGCACGUUAAAAAUGGAUUCUGUCCACUUCCUGUAGAUGCGAGGAAUACAAACCAAGAGUAAAAGCCUUGUACCAUCAUGUCGCUCGUGAAAUGCUCUGGUGUGUCAUUUAGGAAUCAAAAGUUGGACUGCCAUCUUUUCUUUAGAGAAGUCUCUCACACUGAGUUACAGGAAAAUUACAACCACCAGUUUAACGCCGUUAAUGAACUGGAAGAGAAAAUCUGACAACCAAUUCACCCGUUGAACGGGCCAUGUUUUCAUAGAAUCAGCAGGCGAGUUUCCCUUUGGUAGAUUGGAGAUGUACGGUGGUGCAGGUUGGUUGUGAAUGAAAAACAGAUUAACAGAUUAGCAUUCCAGCGAUGGUUUAGAGUAUUGCGAGUCUGAAGAUUGUUAGGUAUUUGUAUGCCCUCUGACUCUAUAAGUUUUGGAUGUAAAUUGGAUCCACAAGUAUGGAUGCGGAUCUGGAUGCCAAGUUUUUCUUCUUUUUCUUUUCUUUUUCUUUCUUCCUGGAUUCAGAUCUGGAUAUCCUUAUUAAAGCAGGUUCAUCAGGUCUCGAGCUGGACUCGGAUUAGUGCCGUUCAGUUUGUUUCGGAGACCCUAUCCGCUACACAAA
Molecule: messenger RNA, 5152 nt
Organism: Elaeis guineensis (African oil palm)
Lineage: Eukaryota; Viridiplantae; Streptophyta; Magnoliopsida; Arecales; Arecaceae
Source: RefSeq, a predicted model, not a curated record